This is a messenger RNA of Cooperia oncophora, 1266 nucleotides long. The record is from the annotation of a GenBank genome assembly. NCBI's taxonomy places the organism in Eukaryota, Metazoa, Nematoda, Chromadorea, Rhabditida, Trichostrongylidae.
AUGUUCGCUUUAAGAAGGGCGGCUGUUUUGCGAAAUAUUAGGCCAUUGCAGCCGCCUGCCAGUUCUACCUGCAGAGAACAAACUGCCGGACUACGAGAAUACGAGCAUCGAGAUGCACUGGAAAGUAAUAGAGCGGAGUCAUUACAAGAAAUAGUUGAACAUAUUGAAUGGCGAGGAACGGUCUACAGUGAAACUCCCGGAAAGGUUGCUAGGCUGCUGGCUGAUCCUAAAGAAGAUCUGACGUUGUUGUCGGAUCGCCAGCUAUCUGUUCUUUUGUCCACUUUCGGCAAUGCGUGUGAAUCUGUAAGCAUCUUGCACAGAACAGCUUCGAUGAGCCAAGCGCUUCGAGCCAUCCGAGAGAGGGGGAAGUUGUUCGCGUAUACAUUGCAGAGCGAAAUGCAUCGCUUUCCGCUCGCAUGUGAUAAUGGCGAACAGGCCUUAUCACCGGAUGCUGCGACGUUCGGUUACCUUUCGAAGGUAUACGCGAAUUCUGCUAAUACCCAAGCAAUCGUAGAUAUAAUCAACCAUAUGAAGACAAAUGCACUGGUUGUGACUGAAGCUGUUUUGGAAUCACUUAUCUAUUCAUUAGCCAAAGGUGGUCACUACAAGCAAGCUGAAACCUUUGUUCAGAAGUUUGUUGCAUCUGCAAACGAGGUUGUUCUUCGCACUGCGAUAGCUCGUGCAGCAGUCUCUCGUGGCGAUUAUUCUGUAGUAUUUAGCACUAUUGCGUCCAUUCCAAGCGGAGCGAAACCGAAUCAAAUAUCCAAUAACAAGUAUAUUUUGGAGGUUUUGUUCGAUAUGCUUGAAGCGGGUGAAAUGGACGCUGUAGAAAAGAUAUCUCCCUAUUUGGCAAUGGCACCCGAGGAAAACACGCUGGUGGAGUGGCAUGUAAAUCCCAGAGUACUGGCGCGAUCUAAGCGUGCUUGUGCCGAGGGUAAACUCGAUGUGGCCCUCAAGCUUUACGGACUUAUUCAUCCUAAAUUCAAAAACAGUAACUUCGAAAUGUUGCUUGCUGAUGCCUUGGGGAAUCGGCUCAAUGAUGGCAGUCACAAAACUGAGGAAAUUUUUGGACUGGCGGAGGCAAUGCAGAAUUCCGGCUUGCUCAAAGAUCAUGUUCUGUUUCUUCUCGAAAAGUCGGCCAACACCACCCGUGCGUAUGAAGUGCUUUCCAUUGUACAGAGCAGGGGACUACUGGAAAAGUGCCUGCAAGAGAGGCCAGCAUUGAGGAAAACUCUUGCGCGGAAACUGAGUGAAAAGGUUAACUAG